Durotheca rogersii is the source of this 1404-nucleotide messenger RNA. Its product is annotated as NADH-quinone oxidoreductase. Bases 134 to 802 code for a protein of 222 amino acids. Lineage: Eukaryota; Fungi; Ascomycota; Sordariomycetes; Xylariales; Xylariaceae. Gene Ontology annotation, biological process: mitochondrial respiratory chain complex I assembly; mitochondrial electron transport, NADH to ubiquinone. The transcript has 4 exons. Gene Ontology annotation, molecular function: 4 iron, 4 sulfur cluster binding; NADH dehydrogenase activity. Gene Ontology annotation, cellular component: membrane. The record is from RefSeq and is a predicted model, not a curated record.
ACUCUCUGCAUUUGCCUACCUACCUACCCUCUUCUCAAUUUCUCGACAGCCUAUAUCUACCGACUCCGUGACCGCCCUCUUUCCCCCUCUCCCUCCCUCUCUUCUGCUGCCGCCCACCCAAUUGCACUGCGCCAUGCAAGGGAUCGCCACAUCGACGACAGCCGCGAUGCUGUCCCGACAGCUCGUGCGCCGCCGACCCGUCACGGCCGCCGCCGUGGCUAGAAUCGUCGCGCAGCGCACCUACGCCACGCCAGCCGGUCCGCCGACUAAGGGCUUCCGAGUUCCUCCACCGAAGAAGUGGGACGAGCAGGAGGAGACUCUCCUCGACAGCAACGGCCGGUACUUCCUUAUGACCGAGAUAUUCCGCGGCCUAUAUAUCACGCUAGAGCAAUUCUUCCGACCACCAUACACCAUCUACUAUCCUUUCGAGAAGGGCCCCAUUUCUCCCCGUUUCCGUGGCGAGCAUGCCCUGAGGCGGUAUCCCUCAGGCGAGGAACGGUGUAUUGCCUGUAAGCUCUGCGAAGCGAUCUGCCCGGCGCAGGCCAUCACCAUCGAGGCGGAGGAGCGAGCCGACGGGUCUCGGCGGACAACCCGCUACGACAUAGACAUGACCAAGUGCAUCUACUGCGGCUUCUGCCAGGAGUCGUGUCCGGUAGACGCGAUCGUGGAGUCGCCUAACGCGGAAUACGCUACCGAGACGAGAGAAGAGUUGCUGUACAACAAGGAGAAGCUGCUAGCGAACGGGGACAAGUGGGAGCCGGAGCUAGCGGCUGUCAUCAGAGCAGACUCGCCCUACAGAUAAUCGGCCGACGGGGAAAGGAAAAGAGGAUUAAAAAAAGGAGGGGAGGGGGAAAGAUGUCUUAGAGCAGCUGCACUACAACGACGUCUUGUAAAUACCAACCAACUAUCGAGUCCCAUGAAGGGCAAUGGACGUGUUCCGUGGGUGAGCCGGGAGUCAUCAGCGCCGCCUUUGUCUCUGUGCGUCUGGUGGUGUCCAACCUGCUUGGCUGCGCCUAGGUCGGGUGCCCAUUUCCAUUGCGGCUAGGAGGAGGGGGGACAGGGACAGCAUUCCAUUUAUCGUGCAUUGCUUGGAUGGGGAUGGGCUCGACGUACCGAGGAGGGUACCUGCAACGAGGGAGUGGGUCUUCUGAUUACGUGCAUAUUUCUGGCUAGCCAGGUGGCAGGCCGGUGACGUGCUGUGGCUCGCAGCUGGCCGCUGACAUAUCCGAGCCUCUGUUGUGGGCAAUACUUCAUAGAUACUGUAGAUACGUAUGGCUGGUGCAGGGCUGAGUUGUUCGUGGCGGUGGCUGUGAUCACGUGCACCUAGCUGUGCAGGCACUCCCCUCCAGCGCCCGUUAGCUCCGCGGGUUCGGAUGCAAAUGACGAGAAAUUUAUUAUCACUGC